UUGUUUUUUAUUCGACUGUGGAUAUGUAAGUCUAGAUAGGUACUUAUUUGCAUAAAAGCAUUUCUAUAAAUGUCAAUCCUGCAUUUACAAGUAGGUAGCUUCGGUAAUACAUUAAAUUGUAUCACGCUCCUUUUUAUAAAUAUUACAAAUGAUUUCAUUUCCGCAUUCGGUUUAUUUUUGAUUGAGUUCUCGUCUAAGGUGGUUGUUCGAUAUAGUAAAUCGUGAUGUAGAAAAAAAAAUCAUUAUUUUUCAAAUGGCACCAGAUUCGAAAAAUGCAUAAAGAUGAAAGCCAGCACUCAAACAAUCGACACUACCGAAGAUUUGGAUAGGAAAAUCACCGAUAAUAAAAGAAAAAUCAAAAUCCUUAACGAUAUUAACGCCGAAUUAGUGACCAGAAAAACACUCGUCAACAGAGUCAAGUUUUUUUCCAAAGAAGCCGAAGAUUUAGAGAAAGAGUUGAAAGAAAUUCAACGUAAAGUAAAUAACGCUUGGAAUGAGAAGAUACGAGUCGAGCAAGGUAGAACGGCGCAAUUGGAAAGUGAAUGGAAAGCAUUGCAGGCGAAAAUCGAAGCUAAUGCGGAUACGCCGGGGUAUCAUCAAGCAAUUAAACAUAAUGAGAUUCAGCUCGGCCAACAUAAACAUGAUGGACCGUCUACGAGGACCAACUACAAAAACAUGGCUGUCCGUUUGCAAAACGAAAUCAAAACGUUACAGCAGAGAGUGAACGCUUCCAAGCUAAGCUUGAUAAAUGAAAUUAAGAAAAAAACCGCUUUGGAAGAGGAAGUACGCGAAGUACGUACGAACAUGUCGCACCGCCGGAGUGUAACUCCGUCCAAGUUAAUCUCUACGUCGAUACCGGAUCUUAAUUUGCACACGUCGGCGCGUAUCAAUUGAUGACUGAUGUCCGACUCUGAUUUCCAAGUCCGCUGAAUUUGAAUUUUCAUGUUGUGGUCAAACGUGAACGCGUUCGACGUUUGUAUGUAAAUUAGCACCUGAAUUUUACCAAAUGUUUACACCCAUGCUCCUGCGUUUAUGUUAUUAAAUAUUUAUACCGUUUGUUUUACAA
Molecule: messenger RNA, 1066 nt
Organism: Planococcus citri (citrus mealybug)
Lineage: Eukaryota; Metazoa; Arthropoda; Insecta; Hemiptera; Pseudococcidae
Exons: 6
Coding region: 283-894 (203 amino acids)
Source: RefSeq, a predicted model, not a curated record